Drosophila obscura is the source of this 1793-nucleotide messenger RNA. RefSeq lists its product as uncharacterized. The coding region runs from base 259 to 1791 and encodes 510 amino acids. The transcript has 2 exons. The record is from RefSeq and is a predicted model, not a curated record. NCBI's taxonomy places the organism in Eukaryota, Metazoa, Arthropoda, Insecta, Diptera, Drosophilidae.
GAAAACGUAACACUCACAAAAUUCGAUAUUCGGCCAAACGAGAAUCAUCCUUUCUAAAUAAAUAAAUUUCCGGCGAGUUUUGUAUUUUCAAUGUCUAUUUUUUGUUGUAUUUUUGUUUUGUUUUGUUUUAUAUGAUUAAAAUUGAAACGUUCGGUAGCUAAAAGCCAAGUCUAAGGCGCUCGUUUAUACCAUUCGCUUUGUGUUUCAAUUAAAUUGUGCUUGGAAAUUGUAAUUAAAUAUUACGGCUCUCUUUUAGCCAUGGGAUCCCAGCAGCAGCACAAAGACUUAAUUGUCGCUGAGUUUAUUGCUAGUCUGGAUCCCGCACGGCGCCGACAGAUGGGCCGACGCGGCUCACCGGACUUCGAUGUGUGUCUGAACGUAAUGAUGAACCGGCCGCGGACUGCCACCCGAUUCACCCUGCCAUCGCAGCUGCACAUACGCCAGCCGAUUGGCAUUCCGGCCCCAAACCACUUUGCCCAGCAGCUGCGCAACCAGGGCGGCGGCGACUGGCCUGGCCUCAAUCUGGACAACGUGGUGCCGGCUGUGCCGCGCCAUCAGAUGAUUGCCCGCAUUGGAGGCGGCGAUGCCGAGCUGGUGCCCGCCCCAGCCCUGGGCCAGGGACAGGGACAGGUACUGGUCCACGGACAGGUCCACGGACAGUUCCACGGACAGGGCCAUGGUGGCGGCUAUCAGUUGGACAACAAUGAACUAGCUCCGCAUGCUGGCGGCUUCUGGCUGCGCCAUCGUGCUGCCAUGAAUUUGAAUAUCGCUCAUCGCGGCCUCAGGGGCGUCGCGGGCCGCGGUAUUGGUGGCCGAGGACAGGGCCGUGUCGCCCACAGACGAUAUCAGCCGGGAGAUGGCACAAAUGGCGGCGGAGCUGCUGCUGCUGUUCCCGCUGCCGUUGCCGUUGCCGCUGCCGUUGCUGCUGCUGCUGCUGCUGGUGGCGAUGGCCCUGGAGUUGGCCAAAUUGUCGCACAGGGCGAGGACGCACAGGCACAGCUGCGCGAGCAGGUCGGUGCGGGCGAUGGUCCCGCCAUGCAGCAGCCAGCCGCCCACGCAGCCAUGGACCUGGCUGGUCAGGGUCGCGGGGACAUUGUGCUCCCAGCCAGGCGUCGACCCCGGCAUCGUCACAUUUUCAACAUUGUGGGACACUUUCUGCGCGACAUCAAUCGCCGUCGCCUGAUCUUUGAUCACGCCCGUGCCCAGAUCCUGCAGGCGGCCGACGUCGUUGCACAGCAACAGGAAGCCAACGGCGAGCCGGCCCCAAUGGCGGCCGAAGCGCAAGAGCAGCAGGAGCCCAUCGUUGAUGGAGCACACCAGGCACCAGCUGUGGCCGCUGACGACGAAAACGCACAGCCCCAUCCCCAUCCCCAUGGAUUCAACGUGAACGAAUAUCAGCCCGAAAUGGAAGACGAUUUCGAUGCGAGCUUUGUUGAGGCUGACGAGGAUUUCUGGGCAGCCGGGGAACUCGAAGCGGACGACGACAACGCAGAGGAGCCCGAAGCCGAAGCCAACGAAAUUGUAGAGUCGGAGGACGCCCAGCAGCAGGCCACGGGAAUGGCAGGAGCAGGAGCAGCGCCAGCGCCAGUGCCAGCGCCAGUUGCGGAUCCAGCAGUGCCCCUGGAUCGUCUGCAUGAUUUAUUCGCACAGAUACAGGAGUGUUUGGCGACCAUUGUGCAGCAGGUGGACAGCUACAAGAAGAUCCUGCAGCCAGAGGAGCAGCAGCAUGGCGACGGCGAUGGCGAUGACGAUGGCGAGGGCCACGGCGAUGGCGGCGGCGAUGCCGUCUAGCC